AUGACGCCCGAACAACAUUAUGAGUUGGUGGAGGCGCAAGCGUUGAUUACGGCAGAGGGCGAUCGCAUCCUGUUCGAAGAGGAUAUUACGCUGAAUGUGGAUUUUGGGACGGGCGUGGAGGAGAGACAUGUGGAGGGGUGUGUGUGUGGGGUUUGUGGGGAGGUGGAGAGGGGGAUGGGGAGGAGGACGGUUAUUACUGGAGGGGAGAGGGUGGGUGAGGGUAAGGAGGGUGACAAGAAGGGUGAAGAGAGUGGAAAACACGAUUGUGCUGAUGAGAAGAGAGAUGAUGAUCAUGAUGACAAUGGUCAUGAUGGACAAUCUUUAUUUGUUGGCACGGGAAAGAUGUCACAAGUAAAGAUCUCCAAGCCUCUAAGUCCAGAAUUACACAGAUUGAGAAGAAGAAAGCAAGCCGGCUCUAGCACAGCGAGCAUCUCGACCGUCUCAAGCAUGUCAACCGUUCAUGCGGAUGAGUUGAAAAAGCGCAAUGCAUCACUUGGACAUGAUGAAGAGUACCAAGUCAGCGAAAUGGAUAGUUCUGAAGAAAACGAACAUAAUUCUUCUGGGGUUACAAUUGCUUACUCGCAUGCGCCUGCAACAUCAUCUGGGGCUGGAGAAAAGCUUCGGCAUGAAAGAGGAAGGAGUGUGAGUCAAGAUUUGCACGCGACUUGUGAUUUGCAGGUCGAGAAUAAGGAGUGCUGGUCUGAUACGGCUAGAGAUGGACUAGCAAGAAGUCUUUCCCAGAGAAGUCUAUCAAUCGGUAGAAGCAGAGACGAAGGAAGAGGAAGGGACGGCAGUGUAGGUUUCAGAUCAGGAAAGGUAUGGAACUUUGCUCGGAGUCUCAGCAGACGGAGUAACAACUCAGGUCAUUCGUCGCAGACAAUCCGCCCUGCAAAAGAUGACCACGCCAUGCUUGGAGCGCAAAUGGAUGGGAGUGGAUUCUCAGACCAGCAUCCUUCUUUCGAGGAAGGAGAAAGUCUCAACAUGAGUUUCCAAGGCGAUGAGGAUAUCAUGGAACCUAGAGAUGGCGCAAGACCAUUUAUUGGCCCGCGUCGCAAUCCCGAGAUCCAUGAUUUCCCCACAUUCGAUCCUGAACAAUUUACGCCGAGUAAGAAUGCGCAUGCGCCUGCAGAUAAAUCAAAUGCAAGGAGAAGGUCAGGCUCAGAAUCCGACGUUGCGACAGUGGGAGCGCAGGAAGCGCGCUCACGAUCUCCUUCUUUACGAUCUCGACACUAUAGUUCCCGCGGCUCCUUCUCGCUCAAUUGGGAUAAUAUUUCUUCGGAUACCGUGUAUCACAAGCAUGCGCGACGCUUUUAUCAGAAUCCUGCAGCGUAUGGCGCGGAAAUCCCGGGGUAUAAUCCGGAAACGGAUAAUCCGUAUUUGGCUUAUGAUCGGUAUCAGGAGGUGAGUGAGUGGGCGGAUAGCACCGAGGAAGCGGAUCCCGAUCAUGUUGUUGCGUUGACGACGAGGGAGUUGAAGAGAUUGUGUGGGGCGGAGAUUCCGGUGCCUUUUGAUUUUAUUCCAGAGGGGUAUGUGAAUCCUCCUAAUUCGAGAGCGGGAAGUGUGGUGGGUGAUGAUGAGAGUGUUAUUUCGAUCAGGGAGAUGGAUGAGGAUGAAGAUGAGAAGCAGGGACCGGAACCGGAACCGAGACAUAAAAAUUUGGUUGAUCUUCUGGGCAUGCCGGGUUGGGCUCACGAUUGGGAAGAUAUGACGAGGAUGCAGAGACAUUUUCAUAUUGUUGCAGCGGGAGAUUGGAGAUUGGGCCCGGUGUUUGAUGUUAAGAGUAAUUAUUCGGAUUAUUUUGGAGUGCCGCUGUUUGAACCGAAGGAUGUAGGUCUGGAUGGGGUUAAUAGGAGAGAGGUGCGGGGAUUGGAGAUUCCGUUCUUGAAGGAAUUGGAGUUGAGGUUUAGAUUGGAGGGUUGUGAGGGAGAGGAUGAUGGGUGUGGGGAGAGAGAUCAACGGAGAUGUUCUGAUGAGGAUGUUAAGAAUGGAAGUCCGACGGAAUAUGAUAGUGAUGGGUUUCUAUACGAUGAUGAUAAAGGUGAUGAGGUUGCAGGAAAUUUGAAUCCGACAGAAUCCACAGGUUCCGAAGCAGAUCGAUUCUCUCGCCGUCCUUCUGAAGUAUCUUUGAGCAAUAGAUCUGGUGAUGGAUCCGAAGGAGAUUAUGCAGGUUCGAUUGUUGAAGGAUAUGGCAUCACUGAUGAUCAUCGCACUGGCUCCAACACCAACGUACGCAUCAAUGAUAGUUUUCGAAGACGCAUAGCACGUAGCUACACCUUCAACAGCAGACUCGGGCAAGACACGUUUGCGCCCUCUAACGCAGGAAGUCUCAUCAGCGAAGAAGCAUACGACACUGACGACGAAGAGUACGAAAGCGACGAUGGAGUCUCCGCCAAUUAUUCCUUCGGCAAUUCCUCAUACCAUGGUACAGAAUGUCAAGAAGACUACGCCAUCGGAACAUCGAAAUUCGCACCCCAUGCAUUCCAACUAUAUCCUCCCUACGAAGCAGCAAAUGAUCGUACGACAAUUGGUCUUGCGCCAUCGGAAAGAGGAAAUACGCGUCCAGCGUCCUGGGAUGCGGAUUUAAUGGAAGAUAUACUCGGGUAUUCCGUGCACGAAGAAACGCACAAACCUCAUGAUCCAACUGCCGAGAUGGUGAUCAUGAGUUAUUUGGAUCCUGUUCCCCAAUCAAGAAGAUCUUCAUCGAGAUCGAGAUCUUCGACAGGUUCAUUGACGCCCGUUCCAUCGCCUACAAAGCCUACGAGAAUUGCUAAAUCUUUCGUUCCCACUGUCAAAUCGCUUUCUCGAGCUUUCGCUAAGAAUAAAAUUCUUCCCCCAACACCAGAAGACGCAUCAUGCGAAACCUUCUCGAAAUCCGCGUCUAAAAGCACAGAUUCCCUCCGCAAAUCCUCUCUCUCAACCGCCAACAUCGCUAAACUCAACAACGACAAGCACAAAGAAAAAUCGUCCCUCCCCAAACCCUCCACCAAAAACUCCAGUCACAAAACCACCCUCUCCAAAAUCUCCAUCAAACCCAAACACAAACCCCUCCUCCUUUUCCGACCCCGCAAAUCCAAAAUCCCCGCCCCACCCAGCUCCACCUCCUCCAGCAACUCCAACACCUCCUACGUCGAUCUCACACGUUCCGGAUCCGCAUAUGCGGUCCCCCCGGCUCAAUCUCUCAUUCUGUAUCUCCACGGUCGUGGAUUAGCCGCAGAUCACAUCGCGUAUGUGAUGCAGUCGCUCGAUGAGAAGUUUCUGUAUGAUUCGAAUUCGAAUUGGUGGCCGCUCGAUCAUUUGUCCUCGGUUUCUGUUUGCGCGGUAAAACCUAUGCAGUAUUUACAUUCAUUGGGUAGUACUGCGCUCCCGAAUAUUCCCUCCCAAGCUCCUCUCCCCCAAGGAUCAAAAACAAACACAAAAAACACAACACCCAUCCGCUUCCCACCCCACACACUCUUCACUCCCUCCACGGUUUCCCAAAUCCUGCACAGAUGCAAGAGAGAAGCAGAGUGGUGGGAGCCUGCCAAUGCGCGUGAUCCGGAUGGAAAAAUAUUACCAGAGAGUUUUCGACGGUUGAAAAAGGGGAUGAGGAUUCGCAAGGCGAGAGGCUUGGUUAGGAAGACGGUGGAGAAUUUUUUGUGGUGGAGGAUUGGUGGGGGGGUGGGCGUGCCGCAUGGGGGGUUGAUGAGGGGGUAG
Botrytis porri is the source of this 3693-nucleotide messenger RNA. RefSeq lists its product as uncharacterized. NCBI's taxonomy places the organism in Eukaryota, Fungi, Ascomycota, Leotiomycetes, Helotiales, Sclerotiniaceae. The transcript has a single exon. The record is from RefSeq and is a predicted model, not a curated record. The coding region runs from base 1 to 3693 and encodes 1230 amino acids.